This is a messenger RNA of Capsicum annuum, 1210 nucleotides long. Its product is annotated as LIM domain-containing protein PLIM2b. Lineage: Eukaryota; Viridiplantae; Streptophyta; Magnoliopsida; Solanales; Solanaceae. The record is from RefSeq and is a predicted model, not a curated record. Bases 290 to 970 code for a protein of 226 amino acids. The transcript has 5 exons. Gene Ontology annotation, biological process: actin filament bundle assembly. Gene Ontology annotation, cellular component: plasma membrane; actin cytoskeleton. Gene Ontology annotation, molecular function: actin filament binding.
CGUGUCAAUUGUAUUAUGGUUGUAAUAGAAGAAUUAUAGUAAUUAUUUUCCACAUGAAAAAGUAAGCAAAAUUUCUCUAUUACAAACUGAGACAGAGAGGGUGUCUUUUUGUUUGUUUAAUCUCAAUAACAAAACAGGUUAGAAUAUAAAGAGGGCAGAAGAUUCUUGUACAAUUUUUCUUUUUUUUUUUCCUCUGCCAUAUUUCUAACUGUGAAUAGUUAUUGAGAUUGAAUAUUUUCAGGCUUCUGUGAAUAUUAUAAAAUUUUUCGAAAAAUAUACUAUAAGAAUAAUGGCAUUCACUGGGACAUUGGAUAAAUGUACAGCCUGUGAUAAGACUGUUUAUUUUAUUGAUUUGUUGUCUGCUGAUGGUGUCACUUAUCAUAGAACCUGCUUCAAAUGUAGCCAUUGCAAAGGCACCCUUGUGAUGAGCAACUAUUCUUCCAUGGAUGGAGUUCUGUACUGCAAGACUCAUUUCGAGCAGCUUUUUAAGCAAUCUGGAAAUUUUAGCAAGAAUUUUCAGAAUUCUAAGACGACUGAGAGACAAAAUUCACUGACAAGGGCUCCAAGCAAACUAUCUGCUAUGUUCUCUGGAACCCAAGAUAAAUGUGCUGCUUGUGACAAAACUGUUUACCCACUUGAAAAGGUGACAAUGGAAGGAGAAUCAUUCCACAAGUCAUGUUUCAAGUGUGCACAUGGAGGGUGUCCACUUACCCAUGCAACCUAUGCAUCCCUUGAUGGAAAUCUAUAUUGCAAGCACCAUUUUGCUCAACUCUUCAUGGAGAAGGGCAAUUAUCAACAUGUCCUCAAAGCUGCUAAUAACAAAAAGAAUAGUGCUGCUGUGACACCACUAAAUGAUGAUGACACUACUGAGGAUACAAAUAAUGCUGCUGUUGCUGUUGAUAAUACAUCAGCAGAACAAGAGAACAAGAAGGAGUCUGAAAAUGCUGAGGAAUCACAAGAACUAUCAUGAUAUAUAAAACAAAUUAAAGUGCCCUCUCUCUUCCCUAAUUAUUACAUUUAAUUUAAAUUUUUAUCCCUUAAUUUGAUCAAUUGAUCUUUCUUUCUAUUUUGAUUCCUAAAAAAUGUUCGUAUUUCUCAUAUGUUAAAAUUUUUCCCAGUGGUUUAUAUAUCCAAGGCAACCCUCACAUGUAAUUAGAUUUUCUUGUCUGGAUUUAUUAUUCCUUUGUUAAUAUACAUCCAUUUUGUGCAA